CUGAAUAUAAACGGCAUCACCGCCUCUUUAUAGUCAAUAGGGUAUGUUCAAUGUACAUGUUUAGAAGUCAGAAAUUAUUCAAGGGCCACACUCCUUUCUUUGACACUUGCGCUUUUAUUUCGCUAGUUAAUUUUAGCCAAAGGCAGCUGGAGUCGUUUGGAGCCCUAGGCAAAAAUUGAUUGCGAAACGACUAUCUGAGGCCCUCACUCACAUAUAUAUACUUGCAUAAUGAAGAUAUGGACAUCGGAGCACACAUUCAACCACCCGUGGGAAACAGUUACACAGGCAGCAUGGCGGAAGUAUCCAAAUCCGAUGACUCCAUCUAUAAUUGGGACAGAUGUUGUAGAACGUAAAGUGGUAGACGGAGUGUUACAUACGCACCGCCUUGUUCAGUCUAAGUGGUAUUUUCCAAAAUGGACAAAUUCAUUGAUUGGUACUGCUAAAACAUGUUUUGCAAGUGAGCGCUCUACUGUGGACCCGCAACGAAAACAAAUGGUUCUUAAAACCAUAAACUUGACUUUCUGUCGGCAUAUAUCGGUUGAUGAAGUCCUCUAUUACGAACCACAUCCCACGGAUUCAAGUAAAACCCUCCUUAAACAGGAAGCGUCUGUCAGUGUGCAAGGUGUUCCAUUGUGCCAUUAUAUGGAGGAUAUGCUAACAUCAACGAUCAGCAUGAAUGCUGGCAAGGGUCGUCAAGGUCUUGAAUGGGUAAUUGGACGAAUAAAUGCAGAAGUCAAAGGAAUUGCCGAGUCUGCCGAUGACUUCUUAAUGAAAACAAAACACUCAUUAGAUGAUAUGACUGAAAGUGCUCGUAAAAGUAUGGAUGAAAUAAGCGUGCAAGCUGCAAAGGCAGCAAAACAUAUUCACAUAUAAUUGAUGCCAUAUAAGCAAAACCCGAGAAGCAUGUGAUUUUUGUGAAUUUUAUAUUUGGGGUGUAUGAAAAUAAAAAGGCUACUGUGACAAAAGCGAGUACUUGGAUUGAGACUAUCGUACAAAAUGAAUUACCAAUAAAAUAUUUUAUUUGUAAAACAAGAAGUUUUAAAAGAAAUUUUAUUACUCUUGUUUUUUCGAAAAUUAAUAAUAAAAAAUAUUUAUUACGGUUAUUCGAUUGAUCCAUUAAACAAUCGUAUACCUUCAUGUAA
Molecule: messenger RNA, 1142 nt
Organism: Zeugodacus cucurbitae (melon fly)
Lineage: Eukaryota; Metazoa; Arthropoda; Insecta; Diptera; Tephritidae
Gene: slmo
Product: protein slowmo
Exons: 2
Coding region: 229-873 (214 amino acids)
Biological process (GO): phospholipid transport
Cellular component (GO): mitochondrial intermembrane space
Molecular function (GO): phosphatidic acid transfer activity
Source: RefSeq, a predicted model, not a curated record